Molecule: messenger RNA, 543 nt
Organism: Gymnodraco acuticeps
Lineage: Eukaryota; Metazoa; Chordata; Actinopteri; Perciformes; Bathydraconidae
Product: protein FAM216A-like
Exons: 6
Coding region: 1-543 (180 amino acids)
Source: RefSeq, a predicted model, not a curated record
AUGAGGCUUUACAAAGGAGUUUUGGGAUGGAUGCAUCAAAAAUGGCAUGCAGCUCUGUCUCCAGCUCAGAGGAAGUAUCUGUGCAACGUGGCAGCUUCUCACAGCCCGGCACGCGUCCGUCAGCUCAUCACCCAGCACUACAUGAACGUGCUGUACAGGUGUAUACCAGCAGACGGCAGCCCAGAAAGAGAGGAGCUUGUUGAGUCUUCUGUGGCUGAUAAGAGAGAUAAACAUCCACCAGAAGUUCAGUUGAGGGCGAAACACAGGAAGAAGAUUAAAAGUGGUGCAAAGAAUUCUGGGAGAUCCUGUCAUCCAAAAAUCUCAAACCAAAAAUCCAGGCUUUCCAAGAAAUCAACAUCAAAACCAACAAAGACGAACAAACAUAAAACUAAAUCUCCCAAACUGAGAAGAAACAGUCCAGGAAGGGCCAGGAUCCAGCUUUUGGAUGAGGAAGAGGAGGAAGGACCAGAAGAGUUCCUGAGUGACUGUUUUAGUUCACUCUCUAUGGAAGGAUGGGAGGAUGACACCUUCUCAGAUUUAUGA